Rhododendron vialii is the source of this 1866-nucleotide messenger RNA. RefSeq lists its product as uncharacterized. The record is from RefSeq and is a predicted model, not a curated record. The transcript is spliced from 5 exons. Lineage: Eukaryota; Viridiplantae; Streptophyta; Magnoliopsida; Ericales; Ericaceae. Bases 1 to 1866 code for a protein of 621 amino acids.
AUGCCCACUUCCUCUUCCUCCACCACCCCUUCCUCCGUGACCUCUACCACCACCUCCCAAUGCCUUGUUGACAUUAGAUUUUAUUUGCAUGUUUUCUGGCAAGGGAAGAAUGUGAUCCAUGCACUUCCUGAAGCUGAAAUCAACAGUUUCAUCAUUCCUUACAAGGAAGAAGCAGCGGCUUUUCCACUAUGGAUGGUAACGGACUUGGAAAGCAAGGAUCCCUUCGCCAAUAUUUUUCUCCAGCUGCAGAUGGCCUUUUUUGGGCAAUUUCUUGCAACACUGUGUGCUCAUACUGCAAGCACCAAAUGUGGAAAACAAAGUUCAAGUAAAACACAAAGUUCUAAUAUCAGUUUACGGAGAAACGUAAUGGAUAAGAGUUGGAUGUAUCAAUCUCGGUUGACCAAUGAAUGGGUGAUGCGAUCUAAGGCAGUAGACCAUCUAGUAUGUGACGGUUUUAUCAAGGGUUACACAAAAUGGAUAGCUCAUGGAGAAGCUUUGUCAUCUACUACAACUGCUCCGAUUCCCACUAAUUCUGGUAAUGCCUUGGGCACAAAUAAUAGCAUGCGUGAGAUGUUACAUGAUACAUUCGGGAUCUCAAAUAGAGAUGAUGGCAUGGAUGACAUGCCAAAUAAUGUAGAGUUGUCGAAUGCAGAUGCUAAAAAAUUCUAUAAGUUGCUAAGUGAUGCCCAAAAACCUUUGUACCCUGGGUGUAAAGAGUUUUCAAAGCUUUCAUUGCUUGUUGAACUAUUUCACAAUAAGUGCCUUGGAAAAUGGACUAACGACUCAUUUACCAAGCUACUUCGGACGUUCAACAGGGCACUUCCAGAGGGUGAGAAAUUGCCCAACUCAUAUUAUGAAAGGUACAAAACUGUUGACAAUCAUGAAGGAGCAGAAGGAACCUCAGCAAAAAAGUGUAAAAAGGUCCCCAGAAAGGUUUUACGCCAUUUUCCGUUGAUACCAAGGCUACAAAGGUUGUUCAUGUCGUCAAAGAUUGCAUCUUUUAUGAAGUGGCAUGAUGAGGGUCGGACCAAAGAUGGUUGCAUGCGUCAUCCUGCCGAUUCCCCUGCUUGGCAGACUUUUGACUUCCAACAUAAGGAAUUUGCUACAGAUUCACGUAAUGUUAGACUUGGAUUAGCGUCAAAUGGAUUUAAUCCUUUUGGGAUGAUGAGUAAUGUGCAUAGUACAUGGCCUGUCAUCUUGAUGCCAUACAACCUGCCACCUUGGAUGUGUAUGAAACAACCGUACUUUAUAAUGUCGUUGCUUAUACCCGGUCGUUCAGCACCUGAAAAUAACAUUGAUGUUUAUUUGCAACCAUUGAUAGAGGAGCUGAAAGAGUUAUGGGGGGUCGAAGUAGAUACAUUUGAUGCUUCAACCAAUCAAAAUUUUAAGAUGCACGCUGCCUUAAUGUGGACUAUCAAUGAUUUUCCUGCAUAUGCAAAUUUGUCUGGGUGGAGCACUAAAGGGCGUCUUGCAUGUCCAUCAUGCCAUAAAGACACAUGUUCUUCUUGGUUGAAGUAUAGUGGGAAGCACAUCUACAUGGACCAUCGACGAUUCUUGGAGGAUAGCCAUAUGAUUAGACAAGAUAAGAGGUCAUUUAAUGGAAAGGAAGAACGUCGGAAGGGACCUUGUCGCUUAACUGGGUCUAUGAUACAAGAUCAGCUAAAAGGCGUUCAAUUUAAGUUUGGAAAGCUAGUUAAGGAUAAUCCUAAGUUGCCAUUCAACUGGAAGAAGCCUAGCAUAUUUUUCGAAUUACCUUAUUGGAAAGAUAAUUUAUUGCGACACAAUCUAGAUGUGAUGCAUAUAGAAAAAAAUGUUUGCGAUAGAUCAUUGGAAGGCACGUCAAGAUUUAAAAGAUAUGGGCUUUAG